AUGGCUUGGAAGCGUUGGAGUUGCUGGGUGCUUCUGCUGCGUCUUCAUAGAACGCCUUCGUGGGGAAGCCAAAAUCAGCAGCGACAGCAGCAGCAGCAGCAGCAACAGCAGCAGCAGCAGCAACAGCAGCAGCAGCAGCAGCAGCAGCAGCAGCAGCUGACAAGAGAAUCCAUUCACAGUUUGCCUGUCUACCCCUUAAAGCCUUGUCUCCUCCGCAGGCCUCCAAUUUGCUACAGCUCUCAACACUCUCUGCAGCAGCAACAGCAGCAGCAGCAGCAGCAGCAACAGCAGCAGCAGCAGUACAGGAGCAAAAACAACAGCAGCAGCAACUGCAACAGCAAGACAAUGAGAAGCCUGCAUCUCCUUCCCUCCAAGCGGCAGAUAGCCCAUCAACAGCAGAAGCAGCACAACAAGCAGCAGCAGCAACUGCAGCAGCAGCAACUGCAGCAGCAGCAACUGCAGCGGCAGCAACUGCAGCAGCAGAGAAAACAGCAGCGAAGGAUUCUCCUUGAGCAAAAACAACAGCAGCAGCAACUGCAGCAGCAAGACACUGAGAAGCCUGCAUCUCCUUCUUCCCUCCAAGCGGCAGACAGUCCAUCAACAGCAGAAGCAGCACAACAAGCAGCAGCAGCAACUGCAGCAGCAGCAACUGCAGCAGCAGUAACUGCAGCAGCAGCAACUGCAGCAGCAGCAGCUGAGUCAGCAGAGAAAACAGCAGCAAAAGAUUCUCCUUGUGCGCAGCAAACCAGCGAAUUAUCUCAUAUCAAUUGCGACACGGCGGCGGGGAGACAGGUGCAGCAGCUGCUGCAGCAGCAACAGCUGCUGCAGCAGCAGCAGCAGAAGCAGCAGCAGCAGCAGCGGCAGCUAGUGCAGCAGCAUAGCUUCAGGUACUCAGCCCUGGUUGCAAAUGCUGCUGCUUCUGGCUGCAUGCGCCACAGCUUGCCGCCCACGACGACGCCGUCAGCAGCAGCAACAACAACAACAGCAGCAGCAGCAGCAGCAGCAACAGCAGCAGCAGCAACACAAGGUGUUGCUGCUGCUGUUGUUUCUGCUCGAUCUCCUCUUAACUCUGAGCAGCCUUCGGCUUGGAGACAGCAGCACAUACGAAGGCCCCCCAGGGAGGCAGCACUGCAGCAGAUGCCGCAGCUGCAGCAGCAAACUGCCUCGCCUGCUGCAGCAGCUGCAGCAACGCAUGCAACAGCAGGUUCAACAGCAGCAACUGCACCACCUGCAGCAACAGCAGCAGCAGCUGCUGCUGCAGCAACGGGCAUGUUACAAGUAAAACCUCAACACCUUCCAAGAACACCAGACAGCAGCAGCAGGAGUUUUCAGCAGCAGCAGCUGCAGCAGCAGCAACUGCAGCAGCAGCAGCAGCAGCAGCAGCAGCAGCAGCAGCAAUGCCGGCUUGUUCUGCCGCCUUCUCUUUCUUUAUCUCCGCACUUCAGGCGGAAUCGCCGCAGCCCGAGCGCCACAGGGGCAAAUGCUGCUGGCAGCAAUCGUAACAGCAGCAGCAACAGCAACAGCAGCAGCAGCAGCAGCAGCAGCAGCAGCGUUGCUCGGGCAACGCAUGCAGCAGCAGGUUCAACAGCAGCAACUGCACCACCUGCAGCAACAGCAGCAGCUGCUGCUGCUGCAGCAACGGGCAUGCUACCAGUAAAGCCUCCACACCUUCCAAGAACACCAGACAGCAGCAGCGGGAGGUUUCAGCAGCAGCAGCAGCAGCAGCAGCAGCAGCUGCAGCAGCAGCAGCAGCAGCAGCAAUGCCGGCUUGUUCUGCCGCCUUCUCUUUCUUUAUCUCCUCACUUCAGGCGGAAUCGCCGCAGCCCGAGCGCGACAGGGGCAAAUGCUGCUGGCAGCAAUCGUAACAGCAGCAGCAACAGCAACUGCAGCAGCAGCAGCAGCAGCAGCAGCAGCAGCAGCGUUGCUCGGGUCAAAGCUGUUGAGAAGAAGCUCGUGCAGCUGCAGCUAGAACAAGCUCAGGCAGCAGCAGAGGGAAGGCCUGUAUCUACUGCAGCAGCAACAGCAGCAGCAGCAGCAGCAGCAGCAAGUGCAGCAGCAACAUGCAGAGACAGCGAACUACACCUGCUGCUGCACCUCGUCCCUGAGACACCACUGGCUGAGGUUUUCUUCUCUGAAUGCAUGCAGGGGCUGCCGCAUGUUCACUCUCUUCUUGAGGACCAGCAGCAACAGCAGCAGCAGCAGCAGCAGCAGCAGCAGCAGCAGCAACAUUAUGAAUUGCUGCACUGUGCUGCUGUCUCUCUACAGGCUUUUGAGGACGAGAAAAACUUUUAUAUUGCUUCUCGCUGGGCUCACGGCGGAGACCUGCUGGAGCUGCUGCAGCUUGCUGCUGCUGCUGCUCCUGCAUCCACCCCCUGUAGACUGCGAUCGCCGUCACCAGCAGCAGCAGCAGCAGCAGCUGCUGCUGCUGCUCUCUCUGCUGCAGGAGGAGCCAUUGCCAGUGCUGUUGCCGGGGCCCUCCCCCUUAAACAGCAGCAACAGCAGCAGCAGCAGCAGCAGCAGCAGCAGCAGCAGCAGCAGCAGCAGCAGCUGGCCGUUAACAAUGCGAAGCAGUCCAGUCCAUUGGCUUCUGCCUCCUGCAGUAACAGCAGCAGCAACAGCAGCAGCAGCAGCAGCAGCAGCAGCAGCAGUGAGGCGAGCUUCGGGGGUGUGUCUGAGGGUGUGGGGCGGCGUCUGCUAUACCAGGCGUUGAUAGGUCUCUGCUCGCUGCACCGCCGCGGCAUUGCUAUGCAGGACUUCAGCUUAGAAAACUGUCUCCUUUUCCUCUCGCCCCCAGCAGCCAACAGCAGCAGCAGCAGCAGCAGCAGCAGCAGCAGCAGCAGCAGCAAGCUGCAGCAGCAGCAAGAGGAUGCAGAGCUGCCAGACGAAAACUGGGAAGUUACCGUCAAGAUAUGCGACCCAGGGCAGGCAGUUUGCUUCCGGGUGAAGCCGUCUCCUAGCUGCUGCUGCGGCGCUGCUGCAGCAGCAGCAUCAGCAUCAGCAACAGCAGCAGCAGCAGCAACACCAGCAGCAGCAGCAGCAGAUAGUUUGCUUCAGUGCUGCUGCCCCGGGGCAGAGGAAGAGCUCACACCCUACACGGGGAGCUUCGGUAAGGCCUUCCGUCCUCCUGAGAGUUUCCCCAUAGACGACAGCAGCAGCAGCAGCAAGAGCAGCAGCAGCAGCAGCAAGAGCAGCAGCAGCAGCAGCAGCAGCAGCAGCGGGCUGCCGUAUAUGGCCUCUCGCGUAGACAGCUGGUGCUUCGGGUGGAGCGCCUUCUACCUGCUGACGGGGCAGCCCCUGUUUAGCCGUGCUGCUCCUCUCUCAGCUCUUGCUGCUGCGUCUCCAACAGCAGCAGCAGCAGCAGCAGCAGCAGCAGCAAAAGGACCUGCAGCAGCAGCAGCAGCAGCAACAGCAGAUCACGAUGAUUCCACGCAAGGCAAGGCGGGCAGUUUGCUGCGCACGUUUGCUGAGGCGAAGCAGUUGUUUUCUGUGUCUUCUGCUGCAGCAGCAGCAGCAGCAGCUGCAGCAGCAGCAGCAGCAGCAGCAACAGGUUCAGGGGCUGAGCCAUGGAGACAUUGUCUGCUGCUGUGGACAGGAAGAGCAGCAGAAGUAUGGGAAGAGUUAGGUGUCUCCGCGCUGUCUCCUUCUUUUCUUGACUUGCUGCAGCAGCUGCUGCAGCCCCACGGCAGAGACAGACUGCCCCUCACAGCAGCACUCAAACACCCCUGGUUCGCCCCGCUGCAGCAGCAGCUCGUCUACGCAGCCCCCCAACGGUGCAAAGCCGCUGCGCCUCACGAAGCAGCAAUUAUCCCCCAGCGGUUUCGAGGAGUGCUGCAGCAGCAGCUGUGCAGACAGGGGAGACCCUCACACACGUUGCUGCUGCAGCAGAGCAUAGCCCGACAGAGACAGCAGCAGCAGCAGCAGAAGCAGCACAUGCAGCAGCAACAAACACAGCUGCAACAAAAACUAGAAAAGGAACAGAUGCUGCCUCCACAGUCUACUAAGCUGCAGAUGCAGCAGCAACACCUGCAGCAAGAGACACAGCAGCAGCGGCAGCAGCAGCAACAGCGACUGCAACAACAACAGCAGCAGCAGCAGCAACAGCAGCAACAGCAACAGCAGCAACAACGUCUGCAGCAGCAGCAUCAGCAACAGCAGCAACAACCGCAGCAGCCCAAAGCGCGUCCGCAUGAGCAGCAGCAGCAGCAGCCCCGGCUGCAGCAGCUGCAGCAGCAGCAGCAAUGGGAAGAGCAGCGCGCGAGGCAGAAGCAAGAAGUGCAGCAGCAGCAAAAAUACCAAGACAAAACAUUGCUGCAGCAAGGGAAGCAGCAGCAGCAGCAGCAGCAGCAGCAGCAACGGCAGCAAACAGAAGCCCCGAAGCCUGUGGCUGGACUCCGUAAGCAGCAGCAACAGCAACACCAGCAGCAGCAGCAGCAGCAGCAGAGACGGCAAGAGAUGCAGCAGCAGCAGCAGCAACAGGAGGCCACGGCAGCAGCAACAGCAACAUCAGCAGCAGCAGCAGCAGCAGCAGCAGAGACGGCAAGAGAUGCAGCAGCAGCAGCAGCAACAGGAGGCCACAUUGAAGGCCGUGUUAAGCCGCAGCAGCAGCACAUGCAGCUGCUGGAGCAGCAGCAGCUGCUGCAGCAGCAGCAGCAGCACCUCGUGAGGCAGCAAAACCUGCAGAGACAGCACAGAGCAUCUUAUAGAGCGACACCCGAAAGCGCCCCGGAGAGACUUCCCUCUCUCAGUCUGUUGCACUGUGGACUGCAGCAGCAGCAGCAGCAGCAGCAUCAGCAGCAGUUGCAGCUGCAGCUGCAGCAGCAGCAGCUGUUGCAGCAACAAAAAGAACGACAGGAGCAGCAACAGCGCCGCUGGAGACAGAUGGAGCAGCUCAGACAAAUAGAGCAGCAAGUAGAGGCCCUGGCCUGUUGGGGCGCAUCAACGAACCAGCAGCACCCGCAGCAGCAGCAGCAUCUCGUGAGGCAGCAAAACCUGCAGAGACAGCACAGAGCGUCGUAUAGAGCGACACCCGAAAGCGCCCCGGAGAGGCUUCCCUCUCUCAGUCUGUUGCACUGUGGACUGCAGCAGCAGCAGCAGCAGCAGCAGCAGCAGCAGUUGCAGCUGCAGUUGCAGCAGCAGCAGCUGCUGCAGCAACAAAAAGAACGACAGGAGCAGCAACAGCGGCGCUGGAGACAGAUGGAGCAGCUCAGACAAAUAGAACAGCAAGUAGAGGCCCUGGCCUGUUGGGGCGCAUCAACGAACCAGCAGCACCCGCAGCAGCAGCAGCAGCAGCAGCAGCAGCAACAGCAGCAGCAGCAGCAGCAGUACCAGCAUGCCAUUCGGCGUCUCCAUGAGCUUAUUGCUCUUAGAGACAAACUUGAAAGACAACUUGAGGAGCAAACAGCCAAAGACAACGCACUGCAGCAGCAGCAGCAGCAGCAGCAGCAGCAGCAACAGCAGCAGCAACAGCAGCAGCAGCAGCAGCAGCAGCAGAAGCAGCAGCGCGAGCAGUUGCUGAAUGCUGCUGACUCACAGUCCUGGGCGGAAGUCUCAAUGAAACCAUUGCAACAGCAACACCCGCAACAGCCGCGGCAGCAGCAGCAGCUGCAGCAGCUGCAGCAGCAGCAGCUGCAGCAGCAGCAACAGCAGCAGCAGCAACAGCAGCAGCAGCAGCAAGCAGCAGCGCGAGCAGUUGCUGAACGCUGCUAA
Molecule: messenger RNA, 5706 nt
Organism: Eimeria mitis
Lineage: Eukaryota; Apicomplexa; Conoidasida; Eucoccidiorida; Eimeriidae
Exons: 14
Coding region: 1-5706 (1901 amino acids)
Biological process (GO): protein phosphorylation
Molecular function (GO): protein kinase activity; ATP binding
Source: RefSeq, a predicted model, not a curated record